GCGACCAACACUCUCGUUCUGAAAACGAAGUGUGGACAGACGUAUCGCGUACCUUUCAUAGGUACCACGGCGACACCACGCCCCGAUCCUCCUCCCCCGGAGCCUUAAGUGCCCACACCAUCUCCCUCUAUCACUGUCACCUCGCCUCGGCAGUUCGCUCACUUCAUUCGACAGGAAGACAUCACCUUCUUUAUGGUGGACGUGACGGAUCUCUUACACUAUGAUCCACCCUGUCCCGACGCCGAGCUCAUCCCUCUGGAGCCAGAUCCUCCCUCUAUCUCCAUGGCUCUCAUCUCUAUUUCCGUCCCUCCGCCGUCCGUCGAGUCCACCCCGCCGUCGCGCGCUGACGCUGACGCUGAGGAACUCGCACGAUAUACGGCUGACUUGGAGCCCGCAGUUCGUGACCUCAUCCGAGAGUACCACGACGUUUUCCCAUCGUCGUUCUCGUACGCCGGCAUCCCACCGAUGCGUGACGUCGAGCACUCUAUUCAGCUUGUGCCUGACUAUCGUGUUCACCACCAGGCACCCUGCAGACUCUCGAUCCCCGAGGCCACCAAACUCAAGCGUCAUCUUGAGGAACUCCUGAGACUGGGUUUCAUUAAACCCAGCAACUCCCCGUGGGGUGCACCCGUUCUCUUUGUUCGCAAAGCGGAUGGAACUUUUUGUCUCUGCAUCGACUACCGCGGUCUCAACCGCUACACGGUUAAGAACAACUACCCUAUGCCUCGUUCCGAUGAGUUGUUCGACCUCCUAGCAGGCAACCGCUUCUUUACGAAGAUCGAUCUUCGUAGCGGUUACCAUCAUAUCCGCGUCGCUGCAACCGACGAGCCGAAGACCGCGUUCCGAUCGCGAUUCGGCCACUACGAGUUCACGGUGAUGCCAUUCGGCCUCACCAACGCACCCGCUACCUUCCAGACGGCGAUGAACGACAUCUUCAGGGACAUCCUGGAGCAGUACAUUCUCGUCUACCUCGACGAUAUCCUGGUCUAUAGUCAUACCCUUGAGGAGCACCUCAGACACCUCCGCGACGUCCUUGACCGCUUGCGCAGACAUGGCUUCUACGCCAAGUUGAGCAAGUGCCGCUUUGCCCAUCACAAAGUGGAUUUCUUAGGACACUACGUGUCUGACCAGGGUCUCCCCAUGAACGACGCGAAGAUCACUGCUAUUGCGGAGUGGCCCGCCCCCACAUUAGCGUAUUCCUACGUCCUUACCUCCACCCUCCUCCGGAAGAACCCACCCUGGGCUUGGACACCCCUCCACGAGGACGCCUUCCACGCCCUCAAGAAGGCGGUGACAUGCGCACCGGUUCUUCACCUACCCGAUUUCGAUCGCACUUUUAUCCUUACCACCGAUGCAUCUAACUUUGUUGUAGAAGCAGUGCUUUCUCAGGUCUUCCCCUCCUCUCUUGAUUCCUCUCAUCCUCGUAUCCCUCGCUUCCCACCACCUACCCCUACCACCGCUUCCCGAAUGACGCCUACUCGUCCAGCUACGGACGAGCCUUCUAUUGACUAUUCUUCUACCAUCGUCGAGGACGGCAAUGUCGAGUCUCGCUCAGGUGAUUGUCCGAUAGCCUUCUACUCCCAUCAGCUCCUGCCCGCCGAGAUAAACUACACUGCUGAUGAACGUGAGGUUCUCGCAGUAGUUAAUGCCGCUCGGCACUGGCGUCACUACCUGCACGGGGCACCGUUCAUGGUGCGUACGGACAACUCUGUUGUCCAGGCUUUUCUGACAAAACCGAAGCUCACUCCUCGACAGGCUCGCUGGUGGCGCGACGUAUCCGAGUUUAGUUUCACCACUGAGCACAUCAAGGGUGAGACUAAUCGGGUCGCAGGUGCCCUAUCCCGGCGCCCUGACCACGACCAGGAGCACAUCCAGCUCUCUUCCAUCUCGGUCACCACCGUCCACCACUCGGUGAUCGACGAGUUUCGCACUCAGUACCGCCACUGCCCCGACUAUCGCGACAUCCACGCGACCCUUCGGAGUGGCAAGACCGUCCCGAAAUGCUCUCUCGGGGACAACGGUCUUGUGUACUGGCACGGUUCACAAGGCACCAGAGAGCCCCGUAUUUGCGUUCCCUCCACUGGAAAGCUACGUGUCCAAGCAGUAGCAGAGUUCCAUGACCAGGCAGCCGCCGGUCAUAUGGGCUUCCACAAGACGUUGGCCAGUGUGAGCCGCGUGUACGUCUGGCCGAAGUGCAAGGACUUUGUGAAGGACUACGUCGCAAAUUCCAUCUCGAUGGACUUUAUCGGUCCUCUUCGACCUCCGGCCCCCCGCGGUCAUGAUGCUAUCCUGGUCGUCAUCGACCGCUUCACGAAGCGUGCACGCUUUGUUCCGUGCCGCUAUGCUAUCAGUGCACGUGAGGUCGCCGACAUUGUGUUUGACCGAGUCGUGCGCGACCACGGCUUACCUCUCAGCAUCAUAUCUGACCGUGACCCGCGCUUUACCAACCGAUUCUGGCGACGACUCCACGAGGUAUACGGCACUCAGCUCCGCUUCUCCUCGUCUGACCAUCCUCAGACUGAUGGUCAGACCGAGAUCACGAACAGGACUCUCGGAGAUAUUCUCCGAAAGAUUGUUCGUGACGACCAGCAGUGGGACCUCCAUCUUGCCCACGCGGAGAUAGCCUACAACCACGUCGUCUCGCCAGCCACGGGGAUGUCGCCUUACUAUUGCGACCUCGGCUAUCACCCUCGUGUUCCCGCGGACUUCCUUCGACCGUCACAGAUGCACCCCGACACGAGUUGUCCCGCGUUGGAUGAUUGGGUUGCACACAUGACGUCGAUCAUGAAGACUCGCAUGGCACUUCCCAGACUCGCAUGGAAGCACGUACGAACCGAUCGAGGAUGGAUCAUCCAUUCAAAGUCGGUGAUGAUGUGCUUAUCGACGCCCGCCACUUACAGCUCGAAGCGGAUACGCUUCGCAAGUUUCGGCGUCGCUUCUUUGGUCCAUGCCGCAUCCUCCAGGCCGUCGGUUCUGAUACGGCUUCUAGCGCGGUCAGCUUUCGUGUGAAGCUGUCCGACUACGCCAGGCUCGUGUGCACGAUGUCUACCACGUCUCGUUACUGCGUCCUUACCGCAGA
Chara braunii is the source of this 3079-nucleotide messenger RNA. NCBI's taxonomy places the organism in Eukaryota, Viridiplantae, Streptophyta, Charophyceae, Charales, Characeae. The record is from the annotation of a GenBank genome assembly.